UCUCCAUUGGUAAUAUUGGAGGAGAAGAAGAAGAGAAACCAACAAGAAUAACUAAAGAUCAUUUGCAACCUACCAUUUCUUUCAGAACUUUUUCUUCACAAAUUCUUUCACCAUUGCUGACCCGAGUGGACCGACUCUCGGGUCGAUUCACGAAGGCACAGCAGACAUCUCAUCAUUCCAAGGAGAGUUAGCAUUUCAUUUUUCUUUUCUCGCUGAGUUCAUUUGAAGUUCCCAGGAUUGAUAAGUUUCACCAAGGAGAGAAGGAGAAGGGUGAUGGGUUGCUUUCCAUGUUUUAGAUCAUUAAAUGUGAAGGAUGAGUCCCCAAAGAAGUCAGAGGUGCCAAAAGAAGGGAAUGCGCUUGCCUCUCUUGUUCAUAACAUCUCACUUGAAUCAGAUACCAGCAACAAGCAUAGGAUCGCAGCUGAAGAGAUCUUAAGAAUUGGCAACAAUGGGAACAACUCAGCUCGGGUGUUCACAUAUGCUGAGCUUCAAGCAGCAACUAAGAACUUCAAAGCUGAAUGUCUUCUUGGUGAAGGUGGAUUUGGAAGAGUGUACAAAGGGCACCUUGAGGAUACCAAUCAAGAUAUUGCUGUCAAGCAGCUUGAUAGGAAUGGCUUACAAGGGAAUAGAGAGUUCCUUGUUGAAGUACUGAUGCUUAGUCUUCUUCAUCAUCCAAACCUUGUUAAUUUGAUUGGAUAUUGCACUGAUGGUGAUCACAGAAUUUUAGUUUAUGAAUACAUGCCAAAUGGUUCAUUGGAGGAUCAUCUUCUGGAUCUAGCUCCAAAUAAGAAGCCAUUGGACUGGAAUACAAGGAUGAAAAUAGCUGAAGGUGCAGCAAAAGGCCUCGAGUAUCUGCAUGAUAUAGCGAACCCACCAGUAAUCUAUCGAGAUUUCAAAGCAUCUAAUAUACUUCUUGAUGAAAACUACAGCCCAAAAUUAUCUGAUUUUGGUCUAGCUAAGGUUGGACCAAUUGGAGAUAAGAGCCAUGUAUCAACAAGGGUGAUGGGCACCUAUGGCUAUUGUGCUCCAGAGUAUGCAUUAACAGGUCAAUUAACAACGAUGUCUGAUGUGUACAGUUUUGGAGUUGUGUUUUUGGAGAUCAUUACAGGAAGGAGAGCCAUAGACACAUCAAGACCAUCAAAUGAGCAAAACCUCGUUCAGUGGGCAGAACCACUCUUUAAAGACAAGAAGAGGUUUGUGGAAAUGGCUGACCCCUUACUUGAAGGGAAUUACCCUGUAAAAGGUUUGUAUCAAGCUCUUGCAGUUGCAGCAAUGUGUCUUCAAGAAGAAGCAAGCUCCCGCCCACUAAUCACUGAUGUUGUAACUGCUCUUGAGUAUUUAGUUGUUUCAAAGAAUGAUAAAAAAGAAACUACUCCACAGAGAUUGCUCUCUCAAGGUUCAAAGACACUGGAAAAUACUAAUAGCAACAAUCAAGAGGAAGACCUUAGGCAAACAAACAACGAGGAGGAAGGGACAGUACAAGAAAUCUUUUCAUCCUCAAGAAGAGAAGAGGAAGAAACUUUAGAAAGGUCUUAAGACCAAAGAAUUUGGUCUUAAGACUAAGUACAAGAAACCUUCUCAUCAUCAAGAAGGGCAGAGGAAAAUACUAGCACAAUAUGUAUAAGACCAAAGAAUUUGGGCCAGGUGCUCAUCAAGAGCAAGACCUACUGCUGCUUCUAGUUAUUUAUGCUUUGGAACUUUUUAAGUGCUUUGGAACUUGUAAUGUAAUGGUAUCCACGUUCAUGUUUCAUUUGAUGAGUUUUGCAUUUAUCUUUUACUUCGAGUCACUCUUUAUAUAGGGAACUUUAUACUCUUCAAAUGUUACUAAGAUGUUCCAUG
Molecule: messenger RNA, 1839 nt
Organism: Elaeis guineensis (African oil palm)
Lineage: Eukaryota; Viridiplantae; Streptophyta; Magnoliopsida; Arecales; Arecaceae
Product: probable serine/threonine-protein kinase PBL23
Biological process (GO): protein phosphorylation
Molecular function (GO): protein kinase activity; ATP binding
Source: RefSeq, a predicted model, not a curated record